ACUUUAAGUUAAUUUCAAUUUAGUACGUCAUAAUUUGGAUUUAUUUUCACAUUUGACUGAAAUCCUAAUUUCGACUGUCAUCAUUUUUUGUGAUAAUGUAAACUUUUAUGUCAUAAUUAUAUUUUAAGUAAUAAUUCUGAUUUUUUGCGACUCAUAAUUUCGAUUUGCUCAUGAUUUACAAAAGCAUGUUUUCUUAUGUAGAGAGAGAGAAGAGAGCCAAUCAUGAAGUUCCUCUAUAGCACUCAGCGCGCUCAUCUCUGCGCAUGCGCAGUGGAGUCUGCGCGCUGUCCCUGGUGCUGAAGCGUCAGUACGUCGAUCAUUCUUCAAAGUUAAAUCGAAACGCCUUCAUAAAAAUCGUUCAUAUACGCAAGAAUGCGAAAGUCAUUGAGUUUAAAAGCUCAUUUGUGUGACGUUUCAGCUCUGAUCACUGGACAACUGAGGAACGCGAACAGCUCAGGUAAUUCAGCUCUGUUUACAUUCUAGUCAUUUAAGUCUCUGUAAAAUGAUAACACUGAUAUUUAUUCAUCUUUAAUGUCCACAAACAACCUUGUAUAUCGCUACACAACUAAACACGUGUCAAUUGUGUCAAGUUUGAUGUCAGACUGGCUCUUAAUCUGAUGGACGCGCGUCAUGAUGAGGCGCGCUCCGUGUCGCUGGUGUGCGCGUCACACGGCCAGCGCGUGCUCGGGGUUCUUCAGGAUUUCCGGGAGAGGGGCGCGCUGUUCGACUUCCGCAUCCGGGUGCAGGGGGAGACGCUCCCGUGCCACCGCUGUGUUCUCGCGGCCUGCAGUGACUUCUUCAGGGCCAUGUUUGAGCUGGACACGCGUGAGCGAGACGACGGCUCCGUCACACUCAGUAACCUCUCGGCUCCCGCCGUUCACGCUUUCCUCGACUUCGCUUAUUCCGCUCGCAUAGAGAUCAGAGAAGACAACGUGGACAUGCUGUUUCAACUGGCUUCUUUCCUGCAGGUCAGCUUUCUGUCACAUGCUUGCAGUGACUUCCUGGUCCAAACCCUGGAUCUCUCGAACUGCCUGCACCUGUUAGCGGUCGCGGAGGGAUACGGUUCUGCGCACCUGCUAAGUCGCGCCACAGAGUUCGUCACGCAUAACUUCCACACGCUUUCCUCCAGACCGGAUUUCCUGGAGAUGCCGGCAGUGGUGCUGGAGCGCUGCUUAGCAUCUGAUGCGCUCCGCGUACCGGAUGAGGCUAGCGUCCUGCGCGCGUUACUUCGCUGGACGCAGAGCGACUCGCAGUCGCGUGAGAUCCUGCUGCCGGAGCUCCUGCCGCGGGUCCGUUUGCACCAUCUCCCGGCCGCCACGCUGGAGGACACCAAGCAUCUGCUAACCAACAACGGACCUUGCGUUAGCAUUGUUAGCGAAGCACUCACGCGCACUCGGGAAUCCACCGGGUUGUUUUCCGAUGCUCGGCCUUCGACGACUUCAAGCUACAUUUUCGUUCACAAAACGGAGGAAAGCUCUGAGAAUCGGUCUACAUUCUGCUACGAUGUCGCCGCUAACCGCUGGACGGAGUUGACGCAGGAUGCGGCACACAUUUUAGAUCUACCCGGAUCGGCUCUCGUCGGCUUCGCUGAGAAGCUGUUCGUCGUCGGUGGAUGUCGCGGGAGUUGCCGUCGCGCGGUUCGCCUGCACAUCGCCGCACCGGAGCACGAUGCUACAGAUGAAGUCUGGUGCUACUGUCCUGUCGCGCGUAGCUACACGCCAACUCUGCGUAUGCACCACCCGCGUACCAUGCACACAUGCGUCGCCGCUAUGCACCGCAUCUACGCCAUCGGUGGGAAAAACGUUCUAGAUGUGGAAUACUUUGAUCCCGUUAGCAACAUUUGGAAAUCCGUUAGCCCACUUCCAAAGGGGAUCUACUUUCCCGAAGCGAGCGCGUGUGGAAGCGUUAUCUACGCUCUCGGAUCCGAGGUCGAGAUCUCCGAAGCCUUCAAUCCGUCGUUGGAUUGUUUCUUCCGCUAUGACGCUGUCGCGGAUCAGUGGUGCCAGCUAGUGGCGGAGUUCGGACAGUUCUUCCACGCCACACUCGUCAAGUCCGUGUCCGUGAACGACACGCUGUUCCUCUGCGAUCUGUCCACGUAUAAAGUCUUCAGCUUCUGCGCGGACACCUGCGUGUGGAAAGGCGAGGGGUCGUUCGAGUGCGCGGGGUUUAACGCAGGCGCUGUCGUCGCGCAGGAUAAGAUCUAUAUACUGGGCGGGGAUUAUUCGCCGGACGAGAUCUCGGACGAGGUGCAGGUGUACGACAGCCGGCGCUCAGAGUGGCGGGAAGUGGCGCCGAUGCCGCGAGCGUUAACGGAGUUUCACUGUCAGGUGAUCAGAUUCAAUCGCUACAGAGACCCCUGGAGGACUGAUCACGCCAUCGCAAACUAAACUCACUC
Molecule: messenger RNA, 2395 nt
Organism: Pimephales promelas (fathead minnow)
Lineage: Eukaryota; Metazoa; Chordata; Actinopteri; Cypriniformes; Leuciscidae
Source: RefSeq, a predicted model, not a curated record